Amphimedon queenslandica is the source of this 1191-nucleotide messenger RNA. Its product is annotated as SUMO-activating enzyme subunit 1-like. Gene Ontology annotation, molecular function: SUMO activating enzyme activity. Gene Ontology annotation, biological process: protein sumoylation. Gene Ontology annotation, cellular component: cytoplasm; SUMO activating enzyme complex. NCBI's taxonomy places the organism in Eukaryota, Metazoa, Porifera, Demospongiae, Haplosclerida, Niphatidae. The record is from RefSeq and is a predicted model, not a curated record. The transcript has 9 exons. Bases 38 to 1108 code for a protein of 356 amino acids.
UCAAUUAAUUACGAGUUAAAACCACGCCUACUUAAAUAUGGCGGAUGACAGGCUGAGACCAGACGAGGCCGAGCAAUACGAUAGGCAGAUAAGACUGUGGGGUUUAGAGGCACAGAAAAGAUUGAGAGCGUCGAGGGUCUUACUGAUUGGUUUGGGCGGGCUAGGAGCUGAGGUUUGUAAGGAUAUUGUACUCGCUGGGAUAAAAUCACUAACCAUCAUUGAUAAUGAAUAUAAAAGUGAUGUAAAUAUUGGAAAUAGAUUUUUAUACUUUACUAAAGACACGACAAGAGCAAAGGCUGUAAUGUCACGCCUGAGGGUCCUCAAUCCUAACGUAGUAAUCAAUACAUAUCCUGAUUCCGAUACUACUAGCACUGAUAAUACUGAUACCAAUAUAGUGAAGGCUAUCAAUGAUGAAUAUAUUAGCAAGUUUGAUUUGUUGUGUGCUACUGGUUGCUCUCAAGAUGAACUGUUACAUCUAAAUGAGAUUUGUCAUCGUUUAAAAGUCAAGUUUUUCUGCGGUGAUACUUGGGGCUAUUAUGGAUACUUCUUUACAGACUUACAGGAACAUAGCUAUGUAAUUACUGUCCCCAAGGAGAAAGAAGUGGCUAUGGAGAUAGAUGAGUCCAGCAAUAAAGAUAAGCACCAGGAGGUAUCUCAUUUAGAGGAAGAAGAAGAAGAAAUGACAAUUAAAAAGGUGAUGUCAUUUAGCUCAUUGCAGGAAGCACUCUCCCACGACUGGAGUAAGAAACCCAGUCGAUACUUCAAGAGGAUUCCACCAACUUAUUUCAUUAUACAAGUUUUACAGCAGUUCAGGGAUCAUAAAGGACGCAAUCCAAGCAUUGGAGAAGAUGCUGAAGAGGAUCGACAGUUCCUUUACAAACUGUGUGAGGAUGUUACCAAGCAGCAAAACAUCUCACCAGAUUUGAUAAACAAAGAGUUUGUUAAUUAUUGUUUCUCAGAGUUGAGUCCUGUCUGUGCUAUUGUUGGUGGAGUUUUAGCACAAGAAAUAAUUAAAGCAAUAUCAGCAAAUGACAUCCCAUUUAAUAAUAUUUUUAUGUACGAUGGAGUCAACAGCACUGGCAUAGUAGAGGCAUUAAUUAGAAACUGAUCAUCACCCACGAUAAUCAUUUUUAAUUAAUUUAUGUACUUUUUGAGUUCUUAUUAACCUUUUAUUCAUGCAUUAAAAACUGA